AUGAGCAUGGUAAAGAGCCUAGAGUGGCUGGAGCAGCGGCUGGCCGCGAUGGUGGCUGCCCAGGAGACUUCUCAGGCCUGGUCUGAGGAGGGACUGGCCACCAUGAAGAAGGGCAAGAGCCACAGCCAGGAUGAAGCAGGCUGCAGGACAGAGCUGAUCCUCACCAAUGGGGACUGCACCGACCCUACUAAGGACACCCCUGCCCUUGUCCUGGAGCCGAGCAGGAAGCCCAGCACUCCAGAUGCUGGGGCCCUGAAGAACAAGAGGGUGAGCAAGGGAGACCUCUCCAAGGAGGACCUGUCCUGGCCACUCACAGUCACGAAGGAGAAGGAGGUGCAGCCCCGGGGCAGUGCUGGUUGGGAGAGCAGCCUCAGGCAGAAGCCGCCCGUCCGACUCAUCUUCCAGGCGGGACAGACCCGGCACGAGAUGCGGAUCAAGGAGCCCAGCAGCGUGGAGGCUGCCGGGGACCUGCCAGCCCCCCUGCGGAGCUCCAAGCGCCGCUCGUCCGUGCCCGUGGCCACCAUCGACCUGACGGAGGAGGACUCGCGGGACUCGUCCCAGAGCAGCAGCACCCUGUCGGGCAGCAGCUCCCAGGAGGGGCAGAACGGCUCUGCUGAGCUGGGGGCCGAGGAGCUGGAGAGCAGGGACACGGGGGUGGCACUGGAGUACCAGGAUGGGAAGGAAUUUGGAAUUGGGGAGCUGGUGUGGGGAAAGAUCAAAGGUUUCUCCUGGUGGCCUGCGAUCGUGGUGUCCUACCGAGCCACGGCCAAGCGCCAGGCGGUGUCGGGCAUGCGCUGGGUGCAGUGGUUCGGAGAUGGCAAGUUCUCAGAGGUUUCUGCAGACAAGCUGGUGGGACUGAUGGCCUUCAGGCAGCAUUUCAAUUCCUCCUCGUUCAAUAAGCUGGUCUCCUACCGACGAGCCAUAUACCAUGCCCUGGAGGUUGCCCGGAGCCGCUGUGGGAAGACGUUUGCAGCCACCCCUGGGGAGUCCCUGAAGGAGCAGCUGAAGCCCAUGGUCGACUGGGCACUCACUGGCUUCAAACCCCUGGGGCUGAAGGGGCUGCAGCCACCCAAAGUCUCAGAGAACGGGGCCCUGAGGAACGGGACAGAGGAGGUGCUGUCCCUUGACCAGUACCCUCCCUUCAAGAGGCUGAAGACCAACCUCUGCAACAACAGCAAGGAGCAGCGGGUGGAAGAGGAUCAGACCAGAGAACAAAUGGUUUCUGAAGUGACAAACAACAGUGGGAGCCUCGAAGACAGCUGCUUGUCCUGCGGCAGGAGGAAUGCGGCCACCUUCCACCCGCUGUUCCAGGGCGGCCUCUGCCAGACCUGCAGGGAUAGAUUCCUGGAGCUCUUCUACAUGUAUGAUGAGGACGGGUACCAGUCCUACUGCACCGUGUGCUGCGAAGGCAAGGAGCUGCUGCUUUGCAGCAACGCCAGCUGCUGCAGGUGCUUCUGUGUGGAGUGUCUGGAGGUGCUGGUGGGGCGAGGGACGUCAGCCAAGGCAAAAGAGCAGGAGCCCUGGAACUGCUACAUGUGCCAGCCUCAGAGGAGCUACGGGGUGCUGCAGCGCCGGCAGGACUGGAACACCCGCCUGCAGGACUUCUUCACCAGCGACAAGGGACAGGAAUAUGCUGCACCCAAAAUCUACCCAACGAUCCCACCGGCAAAGAGGAGACCUAUUCGAGUGCUGUCCUUAUUUGACGGCAUAGCCACAGGGUACGUGGUGCUGAAGGACUUGGGCAUCCAAGUGGAGAAGUACAUUGCCUCGGAGAUCUGCGAGGACCGCAUUGCUGUGGGCACCAUGCGGCACGAGGGCAACAUCACCUACGUGCACGACGUCAGGAACAUCACCAAGAGAAACAUCGAGGAGUGGGGUCCCUUUGAUCUGGUGAUCGGGGGAAGCCCCUGCAAUGACCUCUCGCUCGUGAAUUCAGCCAGGAAGGGGCUGUAUGGUAAGGCUGCUCUGCCUCUGCAGGCUCAGGCUGUCUCCAUGCCACUUGUGAUGGGGAGGGCAGCCGGGUCACCUGGACUUGUAGCCCUGUGCUACAACUGGUCCCAACCCUCCCCUCUGACUCUCUCCCGUGUAGAAGGAACAGGGAGGCUGUUCUUUGAAUUCUACCACCUGCUCAACUACGCCCGGCCCAAGGCGGGGGAGGAGCGUCCCUUCUUCUGGAUGUUCGAGAACGUGGUGGCCAUGAGGGUCAACGACAAGCGGGACAUCUCUCGCUUUCUGGAGUGUAACCCCGUCAUGAUUGAUGCCAUCAAGAUCUCUGCUGCCCACCGAGCUCGCUAUUUCUGGGGCAACCUUCCAGGGAUGAACAGGAUCUUUGGCUUUCCCCUCCACUACACGGACGUCUCCACCGUGGGCCGCGGGACUCGCCAGAAGCUGCUAGGGAGAUCCUGGAGCGUCCCCGUCAUCCAGCACCUCCUCUCCCCGCUCAAGGAUUACUUUGCCUGUGAAUAG
Messenger RNA from Colius striatus (speckled mousebird), 2466 nucleotides. It is a transcript of the gene DNMT3B, whose product is annotated as DNA methyltransferase 3 beta. Bases 1 to 2466 code for a protein of 821 amino acids. Gene Ontology annotation, biological process: negative regulation of transcription by RNA polymerase II. The record is from RefSeq and is a predicted model, not a curated record. Lineage: Eukaryota; Metazoa; Chordata; Aves; Coliiformes; Coliidae. Gene Ontology annotation, cellular component: nucleus. The transcript has 19 exons. Gene Ontology annotation, molecular function: DNA binding; DNA (cytosine-5-)-methyltransferase activity, acting on CpG substrates.